Messenger RNA from Aphis gossypii (cotton aphid), 1223 nucleotides. RefSeq lists its product as uncharacterized. The record is from RefSeq and is a predicted model, not a curated record. Bases 292 to 648 code for a protein of 118 amino acids. Lineage: Eukaryota; Metazoa; Arthropoda; Insecta; Hemiptera; Aphididae. The transcript has 7 exons.
AUUUAAUAAUAGUACGUCAUAUUAUUUACUAUAAUAUUAAGCUUUUUUUAAUUGUUUUAAUCCCAUGAUUUAAUUAUUGUUAUUACUGGUGUUUCGUUUUUUAUUUAUUAUUUCCCGUUUAUAUAUUGUUUACCAUUGGUUUUAGGUGUUUAGUUGUUAAUUAUUAAUUUUGAUAAAAAAUAUACUGCUCUCAAUUAUUUUACACUUAUCAGAGAGAUCGCCAUAACCGUGAAUCCAAAAAAAUGAAUGUCAAAAUAGCGAACCUAAAAUAGCUAAAAGACAGAUAUAAGAAUGUCAAAUAUAAAUUCAAAUUCUCAUACUAGCAAGUUAAGAAGUAAUGAAAGUUCAAAAUAUCGUUUCCAAGAUAGACCAAACUGUGAUUCUGUAGCAUCUGGUUGUUUACAGAAUUCAAAUCCAAAAACAAUUUCUGAACUACGUCAAAAUAAAUGUGGAGGUAGAGGAAUGGCCAUUCAACAACUAUCUGAAUCUAUGUCUUUAACAAACAGAAAAAACAACUCACGUUUGGACUUCUCAAAUUCAAAUAUAGAACGUCAUUUUAAAAAUCUUAAAGAAGAAAAUUUAAAAAAACUUAAGGAAGAAAAUGAAAAGAUUUGGGGAAACAUGAUACAUUCAAAUAAGAGUUCAUAACAUUAAAUCGGUAUGUUCUUUGUAUUUAAAAACAUAGAUCAAAGUUGAACAUUUGCAGUGGCCUAUCACAGGACAAUAAGUAUAGUAUUUGUAUAAUGUAUAUAUUAUUAUGCACAGAAGAUAUGUAUUUAUCACUAAUUUAUUGCAAAUAUGUGAUUUAUAGAAUUUGUAUAAGUAAUUAAAAUAUUAUUUUCAUAAAAAUGUACUUAUUAUGAACAAGAUUUUAUAUUUUUAUAUAUUUUUUUAUUAUUUGGAAAUGUAACCAUUACAUUAAUUGAAAUCGUUGAAAAGUUGAAUUUGUAAACUUGACAUUUAAGAAAAUGUUGUAGUCACAUGUGUUGUCUCCAUCUUAUACAUGUACGUCAUAGUAAAUUAUUAUUUAUUACAUUAUAAUACAAUAUAUUCGUUUUUGUUCAAAUAGAAUUCAGAAGUUUGGAGCAAACUUAACUCGGGAAUAAUUAAAAAUUGUUUGUAAUUCACAUUAAUUAUAUCAGUUAUUACACUUACAAUUUUUAAUUUUACAGAAAUUAAAAAUACAAUAACUAUAAUAAAUAAAAACAAGUUGUUAUUAUGUA